Penicillium brasilianum is the source of this 456-nucleotide messenger RNA. The record is from the annotation of a GenBank genome assembly. Lineage: Eukaryota; Fungi; Ascomycota; Eurotiomycetes; Eurotiales; Aspergillaceae.
AUGGGCUCCUCACUGAAUUUCGCCAAGACAAUCCUAAUCCCCGCCUCCAUCGCCCUAACAGUCUAUCUCCUCUUCUCAUUCCUCAUCAUCCCCUCCUUCCGACGCUACCACCAACGCUACUCCCAAUACCUCCCCCUCCACACACUCUCCGCGCACACCGUCUCCCUCCGCGACCGCAUAGCAGACUCCAUCAUGCGCUUCUUCCUACCAUCAUCCUGGCGAAGAAACGCACACAUCGAUGACGCCGAUAAUGAUAAUAUCAGUAUCGAUGAGGAGGAGGGGGAGUUGAUGGUCGGUAUGAAUAUGGAUCCAAGAAGGAGGGAGGCGUUGGAGCGGAGGCGGAGUUCGGCCCCGGAGACGGAGUCGAGGCUCAGUCGGGAGUUGGAGGAAGGGUUUAUGGACGAGAGUGAUGAGGAGGAGAGGGAAGUCAGGGGGGUUCUGGGGACGAGGCGUUGA